AUGAGUUGGUUUAGCCUGCUAGUGACACAUGACAAUUAAAUUUGCAAUAAGCCGUGAUAGCUUUAGUAUUUUAAGCUAUUUAGGAAGAGUGAGAAUGCGAUUACCAAAAAUAAAGUUUCAUACAAAAACGCCAUCAGAUUCGAAAUCAGCACCCCAAAAUAAUCUUGUUUCUUGUGUGAUUGAAGAGGUCUUGAGAGAGGAAAUCGGUCGCAGAUUUCAAAUGUUGAUUUCAAAUUAAAAAGAAACACGUAGACGGCGUGGAACUUCUUCGGAAUGAAUAAUGCAAAGUGUGGAACUGGAAACGGUGGCGUGCAUGCUUCUAUUUUCUAUCGUCACGCUUUUACGCACACUUCCUUGUUUUCCGCCAAUCACACGUCACGGCGACGAUGCCUUCACUGACCGCAGGAGUAGCCAAACAACACGCAGGUGUACGUUUGGGACCGCAGAGUUAAGAACACUGUUACGCGACAAACUGCAUAGUUAAAAUGGCCAUUAUAUUUGUGUACACUUUCUAAGCACACUGAGCAGAUCUCACCUUGCUUGAAUUCUCUCAGUUUGUCUUCGGGAACGUUCGUGUAACCCAACAGGGCCAGUUGCUCCUUAAUUUCCUCGUCUGAGAAGUCCAAUUUCUCCAUGGUGGCUUUUUCUCCCAAGGCAGGCAGGCAGAAAUACUAAAUAACUUUUAUAUGACUAUACGAUUCUCCACAUCUCCACUUAUUUGGAGCUUAGUCGCACCAAAGGCGUCAAACAAGUAAAUAACGAUUUAUUUCCGCUGUUAGACAACGUCAAUUUCAUUUAAAUGGCAUAUCUAGUGAGCCAUGUAGUCAAAUUAAAUGAAAAGUUGCGUACUGAAGAAGCCAGUCUAAGCUAACAUUAGCCGCUAGCUUGAAGUUAGCAGGUUUUUUUGUUUGUUUUUUUUUCUCACCGGAGCACGACGACGUUCUUUAAAGUCCACAAGACACGAACAGACACGCUCGUCGAGGACAACUUAGCGAGUCGUAUUAUUGUAUUUUCGCAUCCUUGUGUGUGGUUUUAAACGCGGAAGGCAGCACCAAGGAGACAACCGUUAACAAGCGUUUGAAAAAGACGCCGUGGAACUUCCUCUUCUUCUUCCUCCAUUUCCGCUAACUGCUUUCUGCCCCCUGGCGGCUGGAGGUCUUAACAGCAGACUGAGCCUUCUGAUGGUGAAUUACAGUAGUGUACUCUUUUAUUAUUUAUUUAUAGUUGAACUGUUGUAUGCCAAUUAAGGUUUUCCCUCAUAAAUGAAUGGAAAGUCACUUCAUUAAAGCACCUAAUGAAGAUGAUACAAUUAUGUAGCCCUACAAAGAUGCUCAUUAUUGUAUUUGCAUGCAUGCUAGCAUACUUUGAGCGGUUUGAGAAGAAAAUUAAUCUUUUUAAACUCCCACUUGUUUUACUCAAUGGUAUUUUAUUGACAAUAACAUUUUGUGAUGCUAUUUGUUGUUGAGUGGAUGGUUUAUUAUUAUAUUUUUUAAUAAACAGCAUGUGUGCUAUUAUAGCACCAUCCACACAUUUAAGAAACUCUUUAGGAUCCACUGAAGUUCCCUUCCAUCCUCCUCCUCCUCCUCCUCCUCCUCCAUGAAUAAACAGCACCUCCUCACAUCCUCCUCCUCCAAGCAGCCUUUCAUUCGGGGUGGGAGUGCGGGAUUCUGACAGGUGAACCAUCAGCGUUCCCGUGGCUAAUCAGGGAAAAAAGUGGACUCGUGUCGUCUUGGUCACUCCUGGGAAGACCAUGGACCUGUCCAGGACGUUUGGGCAGUCUUUGCUGCUACUUUUAUUGCAAGUUCUUCUGAUUUGCUCGGCUCAGAGAGGCCCGGUCGGACCAAGAGGCCCCCCAGGACCACCCGGAAUACCUGGUGUGCCCGGUGUGGAUGGCAUCGAUGGCGACAGAGGAGUGGACUCCAAAUUGAAUGGCGGACCAGGUCCUGAUGGACAAAACGGCAAAGACGGAGCACCUGGAGCUUCAGGACUUCCGGGAGCGGAUGGACCUGUGGGACCUCCUGGAGAUGCAGGUCCAGCAGGUGUAAAAGGAGCAAAAGGGGAUCCCGGACCACGAGGCCCAGCCGGGGAGCCAGGUGUCGGGCAGGAUGGCCUGGAUGGCAUCCCGGGAACAGAUGGACUGCCAGGAGAAAUGGGAAAAGCUGGUCCCCCUGGAGUCAGAGGCAAAAGGGGUCCAGUGGGGGCUCCUGGGGUUGCUGGACCUCGGGGUCCACCUGGCAUCUAUCAAGGUGAAGAACUGUGUCCCAGCGCCUGUACCGCUGGACUUUCAGGACACUCUGGCCUCCCAGGCAUGAAGGGUCACAAAGGAAUGAAGGGUGAGUCUGGUGAGCCUGGAAGACAAGGACACAAGGGCGAGGAGGGCGAGCAGGGACUGCACGGGGAUGUUGGAUCUCAAGGACUUCCAGGCCCAGGUGGACCUAAAGGCCUCGCAGGAAUAACAGGCUCUAAAGGUGAAAGGGGACCACGGGGGAAACCUGGCGACGCGGGACCUGGGGGCGGCCAGGGACCUCCGGGGGACGUUGGCCAGAGAGGAGCCAUUGGAGAAAGUGGGCCGAGGGGGGUGCAGGGUGAACAAGGUCCUUCUGGGAUCAGAGGAGUACCAGGACCUAAGGGAGAAGCUGGACUUCCUGGUCCGGAUGGUCGGGAAGGAAUACCUGGACUGCCAGGGUCAAAGGGUCUUCCUGGGAAGAAUGGCGCUCCUGGUGAUGCUGGCGCUCAAGGUCUUCCUGGCGUUCCAGGCGCUUACGGCCAAAAAGGAGGUAGCGGUCCAAAGGGGAUCCCAGGUGACCCAGGAGUUGCUGGACUGAUGGGCUCGCCUGGAAAGCAAGGCGAGCGCGGAGACCAGGGUGAGGCCGGUCCUGUUGGACCAAGAGGAGGACCAGGUGAACGAGGAGAAAGGGGACAUGACGGACCACUGGGGUCACCAGGAGGCAGGGGAAUCAAAGGCAACAUGGGCCUUCCAGGACUUCCAGGACCUGCUGGAUAUCGAGGACAGAAGGGUGACAGGGGUGCAGUGGGUCUGGACGGUCCAAAAGGAGACCAGGGGGGUUCAGGUGCUGAGGGAACACCAGGAGAGCGAGGAGAACUGGGCGAUCAAGGAGAACCAGGAGAGAAAGGAUCAACCGGACCGCCAGGAGAGACCGGCAAUAAAGGACCAGAGGGAGGCAGAGGGCAGCAGGGCAAAGAAGGCAAGCCGGGCCAGCCGGGACCACGAGGCAUGCAGGGUGACAUGGGGGUGCCUGGCCUACCAGGGGGACAGGGACCACCGGGAAAAUCACCAAGCGACACGCACAUCAAACAGGUCUGCAUGAGGGUCAUGCAAGAGCAGCUGGCCCAGCUGGCAGCCAGUCUGAGCAGACCCGAGUCUGGCAUCGCCGGGCUCCCCGGACCCCCCGGCCCACCCGGACCUCCCGGUUCUACCGGUGAGAAUGGUUUUCCCGGACACCCCGGAUCACGAGGAUUACCCGGUCUAAAGGGACCGCCUGGGCUGCUCGGCCGUAAAGGACCUAAAGGUGAUCAGGGUGACCGAGGGGACAGAGGACCCACCGCCAGGGGCCUCAAAGGAGCUCCAGGUGCUCCUGGUCUGCCAGGCCAGCCGGGCAGGGCAGCUUAUGGCUCAGACGGUCGUGACGGCGAACGGGGGCCUCGCGGCACUCCCGGCAUUCCCGGCGUUCCCGGACCUCCUGGGCCCGCGGGGCUGAACAGCUACUGCGAGCCGUCGCAGUGCGUCCUCCCCAUGGUGGCGUCGCCGGUUUCAGCCAAAGACUCCGGCAUGAAGGGUCCCAGUGAGAUGUGAGAGGUCCCGGGUAAAUGUGGACCAGAACUGAGAGACAAGUCCAAGAAGAGUGGUGUCCUGAGUUCCUGCCUGGAGGGGACAUGAAGAAGGAGGUCAGCAGACCUUCAUUGAAGGACAACUACACAAUCAUGUCCAUCAGAACCAGUCAGGUUCCUCUGUAUGUUGAUGUAAAUGUGUCAAUACACUCAAUUUACUGCUG
Messenger RNA from Doryrhamphus excisus (bluestripe pipefish), 4013 nucleotides. RefSeq names its product collagen, type IX, alpha 1a (gene col9a1a). Gene Ontology annotation, molecular function: extracellular matrix structural constituent conferring tensile strength. Gene Ontology annotation, biological process: extracellular matrix organization. The record is from RefSeq and is a predicted model, not a curated record. NCBI's taxonomy places the organism in Eukaryota, Metazoa, Chordata, Actinopteri, Syngnathiformes, Syngnathidae.